AUGAAGGGCUACCAGGUGAGCCGCAGUUUGUCGCAGCACUCAUCUGGCCCAUGCCACUGCAUGCCUGAGGACUGCGAUGCUGCUCAAGACUACCCAGAGCACUACCAAGGGCACAAUGACCACCCCUACUAUCCGCCUGGUGGGCCCCCCGAGCCACUGGCCCCACCCCACUCUGGAGGCGGCACCUUCCCGCGCUCGCACCCUGUCCAGCAGCAGACCUAUGACUCAUGUGAGGAGUGUCUGUCAUCACACAGCCACAGCCAUGCCAAGAUGCACCGCAUCCCACCCAACCUGCUGGACCAAUUUGAGAAGCAGCUGCCCUUCCACCCUGAUGGCUUCCACACACUGCAGUACCAGCGUGCGGCCAGCGUGGAGCAGCGCAGCGAAAGCCCCAGUCGCAUCCGCCACCUGGUGAACUCCGUACAGCGCCUCUUUGCUAAGUCCCAUUCACUGGAGGCGCCAGCCAAGCGCGAGCUCAACGGCACCCGCAGUGGCAGUGGCAGCGAGGGCCGCGAGAGGGAGCGAGAACGGGGCCACCGCAGCAGCGGUGAGGAUGUGGGUGGGCAGCACCCUGGUGGCACGCAUCAAUCCCGCUCGACCCGCCGCAACAAGAGCCGUGAGCGCAGUAAGAGCGGUGACUCACGCCAGGAGCCACGGCACAGCUCUCGGCACCGCAGCAGAACGGCUGGCUGGUGGAGCUCCGAUGACAAUUUGGAUAGUGACAGUAGCUUCCUGGUUCCUGGUAGGCGUAUCGGGCGGGGGAUGGCUGCAGGCCCUGAGAGCCUGGAUGCAGCCAUCCAGGAACUGACCCUGAAGAAGGCCAAAGGGCCUGCUCCAGCAGAGUGCCUGGCCUGCUCCACCAUGGCCCGGGCAGGAGAUGGCGGCCACUCCCUGAAGAGGAGCACCUGGUCAGCCAUGACGGUCAGCCAAGCCAGAGAGGCGUACCCAACCUCCCGGGGAAGUGGAGCAGGGGGAGGGGGGCCAGGGUAUGAUAGGGCCCUGGUGCCCCUAGACACCAAGAUAAAGGAGCGCAGCCUCCACUACCUAAAGGUCCCUUCAGAUGAGUGGGGUGGAGGGGGCAUGUCAGACAGUGGUGGAGAGAUCCCUUGCAGGCGCAUGCGCAGCGGCAGCUAUAUCAAGGCCAUGGGUGAUGACGACAGCGCCGACUCUGAACCCAGCCCAAAGACGUCGCCCAAGCACUCGCUCCUGGCACAGAGGGAGGCCUUCCGCCGCUCCAUAAGCAUGGAUCAGCGCUCCUCUGCCUCCAAAUAUUCAUGUAAACAGUGUACCGAUUCCUACUCAAACAGCCGUACCACACCAAAAGGCCACACUCGCUCACGCAGCUACACACGCUCCCUUACCAGCUCUCAGCUGGGUGACACCCUGAACCGUCAGUUUGAGUCGGUGUGUGAGACCAUGUUUGGAGAACUGGAGUCACAGGCCGUGGAGGCACUGGACCUGCCCGGGUGCUUCCGUACACGCAGCCACAGCUACGUGCGUGCCAUCCAGGCAGGCUGCUCCCAGGAUGACGACUGCUUGUCUGUCUUCUCCAUGGCCGGCCCCCAGGGGAGCAUGAAGGGCGGAGCAGUGUUCCCAUAUAGGAAAGGCCCACCUCCACUUCCUCCACGUAUGUCCAAGCCCAUGAUCUCUGUGACAGCCCAGAGCAGCACUGAGUCCACACAGGAUGCCUACUUCCAGAGCACUGGGCAGCCCAUGCUGGGUCAGCCCAGGCAGCACAGCAACUCCGUGGAUCUGACCGAGAGCAGUGGUGGGCGCACGUCUAGAGGGGGAUACUACCCAGGAACAGGGUCGGCACGCCUCCGCCAGACCAGCAACUCCACAGAGAGCGUGGAUGGCAGGGCCCUGCGGGACGUCAUCUACCCAGCAGGCUCGGGGCCCAUGAGGCCCAAGCACAGCACCUCAGCUGACAGCCUGCUGGAGGGACCCAGGGGGCCCAGAGAGCGCGGUGGAGGUAGCCUGGGCAAGUCUGCCUCACUGCCCCAAAAUAGCAUUGCCCUGAGCAAAGCGGCCCAGAGCACAGAGGAGUACAGACAGGAAGGCAAGGGCCGCAAGUGGAGGUCCUCUAUAGCUGUGCAGGUUGACAGCUCAGAGACUCUUUCAGACUCAGACACCGAGGGCAAAGUGCUAAGAGAGGUGCACUCCAUUGGAGUCCAAGUGGAGGAUGAUAAACGACGUGCACGUUUCAAACGUUCCAACAGCGUGACGGCAAGCGUCCAGGCAGACCUGGAGAUGGAGGGCUUUGGCACCCUGAGUGUUCCUACCCAGGAUAAGGGUCUGCAGUUUGGCUGCUCCUUCCAGCGCCAUUCCUCAGAGCCUGAGUCUGCCGGCCAGCUAGUAGAAUACCGCACUGUCCACACGCAGGGUCAGUGGGCCUACCGCGAUGAAUACCACACCGCCUACUCAGCCGAGCCCUGCCCCCUGGAGCUACGAGCCCCACCCCGUGCCCACUCACCCCUGACCCCUGAGCGGGCAGUGGUGAGCUGGCAUGAGGGUCCCCGCAGCUUGCCAGACUCGGGUCGAGCAUCUCCCUGCCUCCGGGAUGGAGAAUUCUUCCUCCGGCUCCUGCAGACUGAGGUGGAGCGGGUGGAGGGGUGGUGCCAGAGUAUGGAGAGAGAGGCAGAAGACAAUGAGCUACCAGAGGAGGUGCUGGAGCUGAUCAGAACUGCAGUGGGCAGUGCCCAGAUACUCAUGUCCCAGAAGGUGCAGCAGUUCUUCCGUAUGUGCCAGCAGAGUGUGGACCCCUCAGCAUAUCCCCAGCCCAGCUCUCAGGAUCUGGCCGGCUUCUGGGACCUGCUGCAGCUCGCCAUUGAGGAUGUGCGGGUCAAGUUCCAAGACCUGCAGCACAUAAAGGACUCAGGCUGGAGGCUGGAGAAGAAGGAUGAAAAGAAGCGCCCUCCUCCUUUACCAAAGAAGCCAGCAGGUGGCGUGGGUGGAAGUCUGCGGGCAGAAAGCCUGGUCGAGACUGGGCUGAGCGGAGGCGGAGGCACGCUCAUGGUGGCCCAUGGGCAUGGCAUGCCCAUGCGUGAGAAGUCACUGGACCUGGGCGAGCGGCCGAGGCAGGAGGCUCGUCGGAGGCUCCUCCAGGCGGGGCCCAAACGGGUGGCUUCUUUCCGCCAGAACUCCGCCACGGAGAGCGCAGACAGCAUCGAGAUCUACAUCCCUGAGGCACAGACCAGACUGUGAGCCAGCCAACACUGCUUUGUCCAUCACACACCCCUGCCACCUGCACGUACCCCCAUGCACAUAAGUGGUCAGCAAGGAGGCUUGGAGCCGUGAAACUCACACACAGCACAUGUUUAAAAAUGACAUGGAGAAGUGGAAAGUUGGUUACCGUCUGGAUCUGUGCUCACUCACUUAUUAAACCAGUACUAAUCCUCACAGGAAACAAAGGGCUCCCAACAGCACAACCAAUUUGUAUGAUAUUGACGCAUUGCUUUGGUAAGGUUUGUAUAAUAUUCCACAACCUUAGAACUGUUUCAAUAAAUGCCUCUGAAAAAAAAGAAACAAGUGCAAAAUUAUCUUGGUGAGAGGAUCUUAGAAUUUAGUUACAAAUAACUGACUCUUUUGAUAUAGUCUUAAUAUUUUAACUGUGCAUUUAGUUUUCCUAGUGUUGUGAUAGUAGGUCCUCUCACUGUGAAAGAACAGCACACUCUUGUGGCUAGGUUAAAUAAGUGCACCCCUAAAACUCAGGCCAACCAGUAUGAAUUUGGGCUUUCUCUCUUUGACAAUGAACUACAGGAGCAGCAUAACUCAGCAUCCACACCUAUUCAUUUUCAACAGGGAUACACUUUCAAUUGAAAUGUCCAAUUUGUUUUUUGUUUAUCUUGGCAUAUAUAUAAAUAUGGAUGCAAUGACAGAUGAGGAUAGAGAAAAAAAAAUUUAGGCUCCCAAGCAGCAAAUUGUGCUGAGGUUUGGACCACAUCUAAAUGUUUUAGUUCAACAGCUGCAAGAGAGUGCAGAAGACAAUCCCCACUUUCACCUGCAUCCUGUUAAGAGAACCGUUCAGAAAAGGAAAACUCCUCACUCAGUCCACUGAUCCACCACAAGCAUCUAUGUGUAAAUAACUGAAGUGUGAAAUGUUUUUUGGGUGAAGUCAGUAUCACUGUCAUCUCUGUCAUAGAUUGACAGAGCCAAAAAUUCUAGCCUCUCUAGCAUUAGAAAGGAGUUCAAGAAAAAUGUUUGUGAACCAUUUGGAAUUACCUGGAUUUCUGCAUAAAUAUCAUAAAUAUUUAAUCAGAAAUAUAUGGACUGAUCUUUAAUAGAUAAACACAAUCUCUUACUAAUAACACAUACUAUUGGGCUUUUAGACAAUACUUAACACUUGCUGUAAAUAGUAAGUGAACCCUUGUAAUUACUAACUGGUAACAGCAAAACCUCCACCUAAUCUUUCCUGCAUCUACUAAACACAAUUUGCACAAUGGCUAUGAGAAGGUUUGACUCUUUCCAUAAUUUCUUCUAUGAACACUUCAGGCCAUGA
Molecule: messenger RNA, 4498 nt
Organism: Electrophorus electricus (electric eel)
Lineage: Eukaryota; Metazoa; Chordata; Actinopteri; Gymnotiformes; Gymnotidae
Gene: dlgap3
Product: discs, large (Drosophila) homolog-associated protein 3
Biological process (GO): signaling
Cellular component (GO): postsynaptic specialization; glutamatergic synapse
Molecular function (GO): molecular adaptor activity
Source: RefSeq, a predicted model, not a curated record